UCCAAUAGGUCGCGUGGAUUUUUAUUUGGAAAUUCAUUUAUUUGGAAUCUCUUCUGAUUUUCCCUUUAUAUAUAGGGAUGUUGAUCCUUUUUGUCAGCUAAAACAUUAAUCCAUUCUCAUUUCGUCCCUUCAUUACUUUCUAUUCUGUUCCCACUCUCGAACUCAGCCCCCAUUAACCUCUGCAACAUCCCAACACACACAUUCUCUCUCGCUCUGUUACCAGUUUGAUACAAAAGUCUUUCAAGUCAUGUCUUCCUUAUCUCCAACUCAGAGUUAUAAUCAGGAAGGAUUUGAUGGGCAUAUCAUACCUACAGAUCAGAACGUUCUGCAGAAACAUGUUGCAUUCUUCGAUAGGAACCAUGACGGUUUAGUUUAUCCUUGGGAAACUUUUCAAGGAUUUCGUGCAAUUGGCAGUGGUAUUCUUUUGUCCUCCGUGGCUGCCUUCUUCAUCAACUUUUCUCUCAGCCGCACAACCCGUCCUGGAAAAUUUCCUUCUCUUCUGUUUCCAAUUGAGGUUAACAAUGUUCAUAGGGCCAAACAUGGGAGUGACUCUGGUGUCUAUGACACUGAAGGAAGAUUUGUUCCUUUAAAGUUUGAAGAAAUUUUCAGCAAGCAUGCUCGUACACACCCCAAUUCUCUAACAUCAGAUGAACUCAUGGAAAUGCUGAAGGCUAACAGGGUACCAAAGGACUAUGGAGGCUGGCUUGCCAGCUGGACAGAGUGGAAGGUCCUAUAUAAUCUGUGCAAGGACAAGAAUGGUUUGCUGCAGAAGGCAAAAAUCAAAGCUGCUUAUGAUGGAACUUUGUUUGAGCAGAUGGAGAAGGAAAGAUCAUUGGCUAAAAAGAAUGCUGUUGUGUAGCUAAAUGCAUACAGGAAAUAUGGAAUUCAUAAAAUAAUCUUUUUUCAUACUUAGUUCUCAUAUAUAUACCUUGUAAAUGCUUGAAGCAAUAAAGUUUUACUGGCAUAUUGUUCUUCAACUUUUUGAUGCAGUGUUGUGUAGCUAAAUGCAUACAGGAAUGCCUGUCCGAUCUUCUGGCGGCUUGGUUACUGAUUCAAAAUUGUAGUUUAAAUGUUUGUAUCAUUGGUUCAAAUUGUAGAAGUGUUUGAUAAGUUCUUGAACUGAAAAUUUGCUCAAGUUGGUUGUGUAUCUUAAUGUAUUGGAUAAGCCAUAUGGCAUAUUUAUUACAUAUUCGAAGAUGUACGGAAUAAUUUGAACCACAUUGGGGACAAGUUGGAUCAUCAGCAGAUCAGCGGAGGUGGAAGAGAGUUGGGAGAAUGUCUGCACAGGCAGGCAGACAUUCCAAUUACAAGCUCAGGAGCUGAAAUUUCCUAUGGACCAUUUGGUAUUGAAUAGUGUUUUAUGGUGUAUUGUUCUUGGUUUUCAAGUAGAAUAGAAAAGUAACAUAAUAAUUUAUUAACUAGGUUCUUCAUCCUGCAA
This is a messenger RNA of Carya illinoinensis, 1438 nucleotides long. RefSeq names its product probable peroxygenase 4. The coding region runs from base 248 to 859 and encodes 203 amino acids. NCBI's taxonomy places the organism in Eukaryota, Viridiplantae, Streptophyta, Magnoliopsida, Fagales, Juglandaceae. The transcript is spliced from 7 exons. The record is from RefSeq and is a predicted model, not a curated record. Gene Ontology annotation, molecular function: monooxygenase activity; calcium ion binding.